Drosophila hydei is the source of this 1026-nucleotide messenger RNA. RefSeq names its product mucin-5AC. Lineage: Eukaryota; Metazoa; Arthropoda; Insecta; Diptera; Drosophilidae. The transcript is spliced from 4 exons. The coding region runs from base 1 to 1026 and encodes 341 amino acids. The record is from RefSeq and is a predicted model, not a curated record.
AUGGCAAUAAAUUCCUAUGGACACAAAGACGAGGCAUUUCUCAUCGUCGGUUUCUGUGCGCUGCCUUUGCCCGCGAGCGGCUUCUGGUGGCCCAAGACAACAACCGAAACACCGCGCAGUCAGGUGCUGCAGCAGAUACCACUCACCUACUUUCGCACCUACACCUAUCAGCCGCUGACAGGCGGUGCGUUUGGGGUGCCUUUGUUUGGCUUUGGCGCGGCACAGACACCGCUGCUGUCGGGGCGACACUACGACCCCUAUGCCCAGGUGACCGGCUACGCGGCUGCCCGACGCCAUGACGUUGCUGCUGCUGCCGCUGGCUUCAAGGCGGACGUAACGCCACCCGCUCUGGUUACUGCCAGUAGCCAAGUGCCCAGCACAACGCCGGCGCCUACUACAACGACGACGACGACAACAACGACGCCGGCACCGACGACAACAACAACAACCACAACAACCACCAGCCGCACAACGAGCGCACCGCCGCCCAGCAGCAGCAGCAGCACCGAGGCACCAUCCUCGCUGCGCUACGCUGCCUACAAUGCGGAGUAUCCGACCUACAGCCGUCGCGUGAACAAUUUGUAUAAUGCGCGUCCGCAAUAUCCGUAUCCGGAUUACUUUAACUACCAGCCGCAGAACGCGCUCCCGGAGAAGGGCGGCAACCGCAUCCAGUUCGUGCCUUGCAUGUGUCCCGUCAGCAUGCCAAGCAUGUCCAGCUUGUCCAGCAUGUCCGGCCUGUCGGGGCUGGGCCUGAACAGCGCCACCAGCUCCGAUCGGGAUCGGCCAACGGGUGUGUCCAUCAGCAGCGUUCCUGUCGCGGCGCCACUUGGAGCCGCAGAUGUUAUGUCCGCGGAACGCAAUAUUGUCGCUUUACAGGCGCGCCACAUUGACAACCGGGAAGCUGACUUGGACGAAGAAGUUGACGUAUUAAAGCUAUCUAAAAGUUUAUAUCCCAAUCGAGAGUUGUCAACGAGCUCGAAGCAUUUGCUUCAAGGACGGGACACGGUCUCAAAAAUGGUUGAUUGA